AUGGCACAGAAACAUGGUAAGAAUCCAGAGCAUCGUACAACUGACCAAGUUCUUGCUUCUAUCCGCUCUGAAAUCCUGACAACUAUCACCCGUCCACAUCAUGGCCGUGAAUCACCGAUUAAAUGCGCCGGAUACAUAGGAACAUUCCCGUCCGCUGAGGCGAGCACACCCGCUCCCAAAUGCAAGCGUUGUGGCGGGACAAGGAAUGACCCUCGACGUGCAUCAGCCAGGCGCAAGGAUAAGAUAACACAGGUGAGUGCAAAUGCGUCAGUGUUGUCCCACAAGGUGUAUUCGAAGACCUCGUCAUACCCAGUCAUUCAUGCCAAGGGAUUCAGGACUUUUUACGCAAUACCAGAGAGCUUCUACAGCUUCGACGACAAUCAAGAGGACAGCGGCCCCCGGAUGGCCUCGUCGGGGGCGGCACGGCGCGAGGAGGCGGCAGCUCCGACGGCCGGCGAGACCAAGGGCCCGGCAGACGAGGCGCAGGAGCUGGAUGUCGACGCGAGGCUGAAGGACUUCCUCAGGAGGAUCUCGAAGGAUGCGCGAGACGUACUGGAGCUGGCCAGGACUCAGCGCCUGGGAGGCAUACUGGUGCGGCAGGUGAUGGAGAGGGCCGCGGGGGACUUGGGAAAUGGUAGUGACGGGGAGGACGACGACGACGGUGACGAAGAAACGAGGCUGAUGACGAUGCUCCUGAGCGAAGACGUAGUCGAGAGGAAGGUAAAGACGCUCCUCGAGGCGGCGACGGACGAAGGGAGGCGGGCGACGGCGGCGGAGGACCUGGCAAGGGCGGUAAACGGACGCCUCGGGGACACGGGGGCGGCGACCCUCGGAGAGAACGCGACGAAGGAGACAGCGCGUCACCUGGAGAACGCGGCGAAGAACAUGGACGAGGCAAGGAGGCUGUGCGCGGGCGCGGACUGCACGACGAGGAGAGCCAUGGCGACGGUCAUGAGGAAGAUCCUGGCGGUCAUGAGGACCCGCAUGACCCUCGACCUCGAAAAGAGCGUGGAGAUGAGGGUGACGGUGAUGCUGUGCGACUUCGUGACGGACGAGCGACGGAGGGAGAGGCUGGUCGACGGGCUCGCGACCACCAUGAGGAAGGGGGAGAGUGGGAGGAGGGAGAGGGAGGGAGGAAGAGAGAAGGAGGGAGAGAAGCAAGAAAAAACGAAUGAGGGAAACGUGAAGGGAGGAGGAAGAACUUAGGGCUAAGGAUGGGUAAGGUAAGGGAAAAUAGGAAAGCAGAAGAAGAAAGAUAGUAAAGACGAAUACAAUAAAGUAGUGAAGGGAAGGAAAUACAUCAGUGAUAAAAAAAAAAACAAAUGAAAUAAGGAAUCAGAAUAUAUGCGUGUAUAUAUAUAUAUAUAUAUAU
Penaeus vannamei (Pacific white shrimp) is the source of this 1372-nucleotide messenger RNA. Lineage: Eukaryota; Metazoa; Arthropoda; Malacostraca; Decapoda; Penaeidae. The record is from RefSeq and is a predicted model, not a curated record.